This is a messenger RNA of Closterium sp. Yama58-4, 2418 nucleotides long. The record is from the annotation of a GenBank genome assembly. NCBI's taxonomy places the organism in Eukaryota, Viridiplantae, Streptophyta, Zygnematophyceae, Desmidiales, Closteriaceae.
AUGCUACGUGCUAAGUCCAUGAUACGUGCUAAGUGCUCACCAUUGCUUCUGCUGCUGCUUGCACUGCAAGCCCUCUGCAAAAUCCUCUCUUUCUCAGCUUCCACAACACCUAUCCCCUUUGGACCAAUUACUCGCCUGCUCUCUCAUUCGCGCCUCUCUCACUGUGCAGAGCUGGCCUAUCCAAGGAUGGCAACCAUAUUCCCUUCAGGCGGCGUCCUCACAGACCUCACCAUGCCCUCCACAGGAGCCCUCUUCUCCCCCCAGCCUCUUCCUCUCUUCUCCUUCGCUGUCCUCCGGGACGGCUGUGGUCGAGAGCUCUACUUCAGAGCCAACUUCUCCUUCACCAUGCUGCGCUCCGGCAAGACGGGCGGUGACGGGCUCGCGUUUGUGAUCUCUAAGACGGCCGCGGCCGGCACGCAGGGCGGCAUGGGGUUUGGAGGGAUGGACAAGGCGAGCCUGGCUGUGGAAUUCGACACGUGGUUGAACAAGGAGGAAAAGGAUGCGAGCAACAACCACGUGGGAGUGAACGUGAACAGGAUCUCCAUCUCCAAAGUGGCUGUGAAGAGCAAGCCGCUGCUGAACAGUGGCAUGCCGUACUUUGUGUGGGUGGAGUACAGCCCUGCAGGCAACGGCACGUUGAAUGUGUCCCUCGCCACGUCCCCUAUGGCCAAGCCAGCCAAGCCGCUGCUCUCGACGCCCCUCUCACUGUAUGACGUGCUGCAGCCCACCGAGGGCUCAAACUCGUUCUACUUUGGCUUCGUCGCUGCAUCAAGGGAGAAGUUCACCCAACAGCACACAGUUGGCAUCACCAGCGUUGAAACAGCCACGGGGCUGCUGGUGUCAGAAGCCACGCUGCGCCCCGCCACCACCAGUCCCUUCACGUGCUACGUGAGUGCGGGGUACUCGCCGGCGCAGGACGAGCAGGCGUCGUGGACGACGCGCAGCUACUCCGUGUGGAGCAACACGGGGCAGCUCUGGCAGGCAGCUGACCAGGGCUUCUGUGAGGCAUCUCCUACUUCAUUCGGGCACCUCUUUUGCGCUUCCAUCAGCAAAGCAGAAUGUCACUGUCAUGGGCGUUUAGUUCUCACACCAUACGCUGCAUGCCCCAGACCCAGACAGGAGCUGCUGAGCGUAUGCAGUGGCGACGAGUGUAAAGGCAUCACCCACAGCUUCUCUCUCCCGUUACCUCUCCCCUCCCUGCCAUGCACCGUGCCUGCCAUCCACCCGUUGCUGCAUGCAGGGAGCUGCUGGGCGUACGCAGUGGUGGCGAGCGUAGAGGCGGCAUACGGCAUCGCCAGCAACCUCUCCCUUCCCUUCCCUUUGUACGAACCUCCACUACCGUCUGCCCCGUUGCUGCAUGCAGGGAGCUGCUGGGCAUACGCAGUGGUGGCAAGCGUAGAGGCGGCAUACGGCAUUGCGAGCAACAGCAGCAGCGGCAGCUACCCAUCCCUCUCCGUCAGCUCUCUCUACUCCCUCAUGGGGCUGCCCAGCUGCUCUGAGGGCUCGCCCGCCCUCGCGUUCAAGCGGCUCACUGAAGUGGCGGCCACCAGUGGCGGGCUGGAACAGGCCCCGCCCUCAAAGGCUCCUGUCAGGGCCUCGGCUUUUCCCCUCGCCACGACACUCGCGGUAAGGCCCUCUCUCCAUCCCUCGCGUUUAAGCAGCCCACUGAAGUGGCAGCGUCCAGUGGCGGGCUGGAACAGGGUCCCCUCUCCUCUAAGUAAUCCAUCAGAGCAUCGGCUUCGCCGCUCGCCACGAGUCAUCCGGUAUGGCACCGUCCGGUUCAUGAGCAUGGCUGCUGGCACUCGGUCAAUGGGCAUGGCUGCUGGCACUCGGUCAAUGGGCAUGGCUGCUGGCACUCGGUCAAUGGGCAUGGCUGCUGGCACUCGGUCAAUGGGCAUGGCUGCUGGCACUCGGUCAAUGGGCAUGGCUGCUGGCACUCGGUCAAUGGGCAUGGCUGCUGGCACUCGGUCAAUGGUCAUGGGUGCUGGCACUCGGUCAAUGGGCAUGGCUGCUGGCACUCGGUCAAUGGGCAUGGCUGCUGGCACUCGGUCAAUGGGCAUGGCUGCUGGCACUCGGUCAAUGGGCAUGGCUGCUGGCACUCGGUCAAUGGGCAUGGCUGCUGGCACUCGGUCAAUGGGCAUGGCUGCUGGCACUCGGUCAAUGGGCAUGGCUGCUCGCACUCGGUCAAUGGUCAUGGGUGCUGGCACUCGGUCAAUGGGCAUGGCUGCUGGCACUCGGUCAAUGGGCAUGGCUGCUGGCACUCGGUCAAUGGGCAUGGCUGCUGGCACUCGAUCAAUGGGCAUGGCUGCCCCAUCGUAUACUUGCACUAUUAAGGCAUUGGAAGUCUGCAUGCAAUCACGUGCUCACGCCACCACCGACCUUGUGGUGUGUGCAGGCAGAGAAGUACGUGGUGAAUGA